Anas platyrhynchos (mallard) is the source of this 7963-nucleotide messenger RNA. It is a transcript of the gene PLXNB2, whose product is annotated as plexin B2. NCBI's taxonomy places the organism in Eukaryota, Metazoa, Chordata, Aves, Anseriformes, Anatidae. Gene Ontology annotation, cellular component: semaphorin receptor complex; plasma membrane. Gene Ontology annotation, biological process: regulation of cell migration; positive regulation of axonogenesis; negative regulation of cell adhesion. The record is from RefSeq and is a predicted model, not a curated record. Gene Ontology annotation, molecular function: protein binding; semaphorin receptor activity.
CAGCUUUUCUCCGGCUCCCCGGCGUAGGCUCCGGCUGGCGGAUCGGCAGCGCCAUGUGACGGCCGCUCGAUCCCUCUCGGGGCUCUUUCUCUCCUCUUUCCCUGCCUCCCCUCCUUCCUCUCCCCGAGGUGGGGCCCGCGGGGAGCAGCGGGCGGCCGCCGGGGGCUGCCGUAGCGCCUCCGCCCAGCCCCGGGCUGCGGGCAGCCGGCCGCUCGGGCAGCUCCGGGGCUCCGCGGGGCUCCCCCCUGCCUGCACCUGUUGAAGCAGGAACAAGUACACGUCAAAAAGUUCUUCGUCCUGGAAACUAUUAGCACAGAAGCCUGAGCCACAAGAACUCCCUUUCGCUAGUGGUGGUCGUGCUGCUCAGGUGAGAAGACAGAGGGGGAAAAGCUCUGGGCACAACUUUGCAGCUUACCUGGUACCCUCUGGAGCACAGCUGAAAAAGAUUAAACCCUGACACCACCUCAUCUCGUCCUGAAGUUCCAGCAGAAGUCAGCUCUUCUCUCCCAAGCUGUGGUGUGCACACAAUUCUCAUGUGAUAUUUUUGUUUUUAGUGAGAAGAUUAAACGCUGUCCUGGAAAAUAACUUGAUUGUAGUAAAGAAGAAGUAGUGGAAAAGUGAAUGUAUUACAUAGAAAUGGCUUUAUGGAUUUGGACUCUGAGCAUUUUGAGCUGCUUUUGCAUCACCUUAUCCAGAAAUGAGGAACUGAAUUUUUUUCAGAGUACCACAGAGCUAAAUCACCUAACAGUGGACAAUGAGACUGGGAUAGUCUAUUUGGGAGUGGUAAAUGCUCUGUAUCAGCUCACAGAAAAACUGAUUAAAAUUAAUCAAGUAGAAACAGGUCCAAGAAAGGACAACAAAAAGUGCACACCUCCCAUUGAUGAAAAUCAAUGUAAAGAAGCAGUACUGACUGACAAUUACAACAAAUUAUUGUUGCUGGAUAAGGCAGAUAAAACAAUUGUGGUGUGUGGAAGCCUUUUUAAGGGAAUUUGUGCCAUCAGGGAUUUAGAAGAUAUUUCCAAUGUUAAGUAUUAUGUGGACAGUAGUGGGGAGAAGUCCUUUGUAGCAAGCAACGAUGAGAACGUAUCAACGGUGGGAUUGAUCACUUCCUUGAACAAUGACCGAGUGCUGUUUGUUGGGAAGGGGAAUGGACCAAAUGACAAUGGGAUCAUAAUUAGCACUCGGCAGCUCUACAGCAGAGAUGGGAAAGACAUUUUUGAGAUGUAUACAGACUCUGCGGCUGUUAAAUCAGCAUAUCACUCAUCAAGCACACAACAAUUUGUCACAGUCUUUGAGGAUAAAAAUUAUGUUUAUUUUAUUUUUAAUCAACAAGAGAAACAGCCUGUCAAUAACCGCACACUAAUUGCACGUUUGUGCAAAGAUGAUGCCCACUAUUACUCCUAUUUUGAAAUGGAUUUGGGUUGCAAAGAUGAUGAUGGUGCCUACGAUCACUGUCAUGCUGCUUACGUCACUAGCCCAGGAGAAGAGCUGGCAGAGAGCAUGGCUCAGCAAAGACAAACUACGGAUUCUCCCUCAGAUGACAAAGUUCUUGUUGCACUCUUCAGCAAAGUAAACAAAGAUAACGGCUCUCCAAAAUCUGCCAUGUGUGUGUUUUCUUUGAGGCACAUCAAUGACAAAAUGGAGAAGAACCGGAAUGAUUGCUACACUAAUAAGAAUACCAGCAUGUUUUACAAACUCUUUGCAGUAGAAAACCCGUGUGGAUCACAUGGACUGAAUGCAAGCAAAAAUUUCCCCUGUGGCUCUGAACACUUACCGUACCUUUUGGGAAGUAAAAAUGGUGUUGUAGAGAAGCCGGUGUUACAAAAAGAAGGGAUGAAUCUCACGGCUGUUACUGUGACUGUGGAGAAUGGGCACACCGUGGCGUUUCUGGGAACUUCAGAUGGAAAAAUUCUUAAGGUGUUCCUGUCAUCCACUGCAACUGAGUACAGCUCUCUUACUAUUGAACUAAAUAAACCCAUAAAGAAUGACCUGGUUCUUGACAAAACCCAAGAAAAUCUAUAUGUGAUGACUACAGACAAGGUGCAUCUCCUUCCCGUACAGGACUGCUUCAAAUACUCUGACUGCGAGAAGUGUAUGCAGGCAAGGGACCCGUACUGUGGCUGGUGUGUGAGAGAGGGCAGGUGCACAAAGAGAGCAGACUGUGAAACAGCUGAUAAGGAGAACCACUGGCUCUGGAGUCCAAGUGGCACAUGCGUUACUAUCAUUAGUGCAGACCCUCGAAACAUGAGUCGCAGAGCCCCUGCUACGGUGAAACUGACUGUGAGUCCACUGCCAGCUUUGAACAGCGAUGACCAGCUUUUGUGUACAUUUGGUGACACAACCCAUCCUGCUCAAUUAAAUGAAGGGGUUAUUAGCUGUGGUCCGCCUAAAGUAAUUCCUCCAACUCCAGAAGGUCAAGAUCAUGUUUCAGUUCCAUUACGGUUAACCUUUAGAGAGAAAGAAAUAUUUUUUGCAUCACAUACUUACCCUUUUUAUGACUGUGAAGAAGCAAUGAAUCUCUAUGAAAACCAGCCAUGCUAUUCCUGUGCAAGCAAUAGAUGGAAUUGCCAGUGGGACUGGAAGAGACAUAUCUGUGAAGAGUCCUCUUCAACAGAGGAUGUGAUCAAACAAAAUAUGGAGGAAGAAUGCCCACAGUUUCUAAACCCUAGCCCUCCAAUAAUACCCAUGGAAUACCGAACAACAGUGUAUUUUGAGGGAAAACAUCUAGAUUAUUAUCUGGGUAAAAAAUUUGUGGUUGGAAACAGACAAUUUGAAUUCGAAACUCCUGUUGUUGAAUCAGCAGAUGGAAAUUUUUCGUUCAUGACUAAAGAGUUCUCCUAUAGCGCAAAUGAAACCGUACAACUUAAUUUAUCCAUAACAACAAGCAAAGUCAAGAUUGACAGCAAACUGAUGGUGACCCUGUACAACUGCUCUUAUGGGCGAAGUGACUGCAGUCUGUGCCUCGCGGCCCAUCAAGACUACAAGUGUGUCUGGUGUGAAGAAGAUGGCAAGCCGAGCAAGUGUGUGUAUGACAAGUUCUGUCAUGCUCGUCCCGCUGUCACAUGUCCUCCUCCGGAAAUCACUCGUAUUGAGCCAAAAACUGGACCACUAAGUGGUGGAAUUCUUUUGACCAUAAUGGGAUCUAAUUUGGGAAUAAAAGCAGAAGAUGUAAACAAUAUAACGGUGGCAGACAAGGAAUGUAUUUUCAAAGAAGAGUUCUACUCUGUUUCCACAAGGAUUGUGUGUCAAGUCGGAAGAAUGGAUGAACCUACACAAGGUCAAAUUGAAGUUAACAUCAAUGGAAAAUUAGGUAUAUCACCAAGCGAAGUGCAGUUUACAUACCAGGAACCUCAUCCGUCUGGAAUAAGACCUGAAAGUGGUCCACAGGCAGGUGGAACCACACUUACCAUCACCGGUACCAACCUGGAAACUGGUUCCAAGAAGGAUGUUCGUGUUUUAGUCGGUAGCCAGCCUUGCAAUGUCACUGACUUUGGAGAUGAGAUCGUUUGCGUUACAGGACGUAAUAGCAAAGUUGAAGCAGUUAAAGUCACAUUGCUCUACGGGGAAACAGUAAUUAAUGUGCCAGGGCAAUUUUCAUACAGUGAGAAUCCUACCGUCACCAAGUUCCUGCCAGUAAAUAGCUUCAGCAGUGGAGGGAGAAAUAUUACAGUAACUGGAACUGGGUUUGAGCUCAUCCAGAGUUUUUCACUGGUGGUGUAUGCAGAGCGUCCAGAAGCAGGGAAAGCAAGUCUCAAAAGGUUUGAUGGAAGAUCUGUUACAAGACUUAAUGAAACCACAGUGAUUUUUUCUUCCCCACCAAUAUUGGAAGAUCCAGAAAACUACAACAUUACCACCAUUAUUCUAAUGGAUCAUUAUCAAUUGGUUGUAAAAAAUGAGAGCCACUCCUUUGCAUACGUUGCAGACCCAACCUUUGAAAAUUUCACAGAUGGCAUCAAAAAGCAAGUCAACAAACUCAUAAAUGCAAAGGGCAGUAACCUGAACAAAGCCAUGACGAUAGACGAGGCCCAGGCUUUUGUAGGUGAUGAGCCUUGCAACAUAAAAACGCUGACUGAAACGGACUUGUAUUGUGAGCCACCUGAAGUACAGCCACAACCAAAGAAAAGGCAGAAGAGAGAUAUGAUCAAUAACCUUCCUGAAUUCAUUGUGAAAUUUGGACUCCGAGAAUGGAUCCUUGGAAGGGUGGAAUAUGAUACACGUGUGAGCGACAUCCCACUGAAUCUUAUUCUGCCACUAGUACUUAUUCCUAUGAUAGCAAUCAUCGUCAUUUCUAUCAUCUGUUACAGACGCAAGAGCCAACAGGCAGAACGAGAGUAUGAAAAAAUUAAAGCACAACUUGAAGGCCUGGAAGAGAGUGUCAGAGACCGCUGCAAGAAGGAAUUCACAGAUCUAAUGAUAGAGAUGGAAGACCAUACAAGUGAUGUAAAUGAAGCUGGAAUCCCAGUACUAGACUACAAAACAUACACAGACAGAGUCUUCUUCUUGCCCUCCAAAGAUGGAGAGAAAGAUGUGAUGAUUACAGGGAAUCUGGAUAUUCCAGAGGCUCGGCGGCAGACUGUGGAGCAGGCUUUGAACCAGUUCUCCAACCUCCUCAAUAGCAAAUCAUUUCUCAUUAAUUUUAUUCACACGCUGGAAAACCAAAGGGAGUUCUCCGCUCGAGCUAAAGUGUAUUUUGCAUCUUUACUGACAGUUGCUUUACAUGGAAAACUAGAAUACUAUACUGACAUCAUGAGGACUCUGUUCUUAGAACUGAUGGAGCAGUAUGUGGUGGCCAAAAACCCAAAGUUGAUGCUAAGAAGAUCUGAAACAGUUGUUGAGAGAAUGUUGUCUAACUGGAUGUCAAUUUGUUUAUAUCAGUACCUCAAGGACAAUGCUGGGGAGCCUCUUUAUAAAUUGUUCAAGGCCAUCAAACACCAGGUAGAAAAAGGUCCAGUGGAUGCUGUACUAAAGAAAGCCAAGUAUACACUGAAUGACACAGGCUUACUGGGAGAUGAUGUAGAGUAUACACAGUUGACAGUAAAUGUGUAUGUACAAGAUGGAGGAACUGAUUCCACACCUGUGAAAGUGCUUAACUGUGAUACCAUAACGCAAGUGAAGGAAAAGAUAAUAGACCAAGUCUAUCGAAAUCUGCCAUGUUCUCAGUGGCCAAAAGCUGAAAGUGUAGCUCUUGAGUGGCGUCCAGGUUCGACUGCACAGAUCCUCUCAGACUUGGAUUUAACAUCCCAAAAAGAUGGCAGAUGGAAACGUAUCAACACACUGAUGCAUUAUAAUGUCCGAGACGGUGCCACACUCAUCUUAUCAAAAAUGGGAAUUUCCCAGCAGCCAGAGGAUAAUCAGCAAGAUGUCCCAGGGGAAAGGCAUGCACUUCUGGAAGAUGAAAAUAAGGUCUGGCAUCUAGUUCGGCCAGUAGAUGAAAUUGAUGAAGGCAAAUCAAAGCGAGGCAGUGUGAAAGAAAAAGAGAGAACCAAAGCUAUUACAGAAAUCUACCUGACAAGACUUCUGUCUGUGAAGGGAACACUUCAGCAGUUUGUAGAUAACUUCUUUCAUAGUGUGCUCAACUCAAACCAUGUGGUGCCACCAGCUGUGAAAUACUUCUUUGAUUUUCUUGAUGAACAAGCAGAAAAACAUGACAUCAAGGAUGAAGAUACCAUUCACAUCUGGAAAACAAACAGCUUGCCUCUUAGAUUCUGGGUAAACAUACUGAAAAAUCCCCAUUUCAUCUUUGAUGUUCAUGUUCACGAAGUAGUGGAUGCUUCCUUGUCAGUCAUUGCACAGACUUUCAUGGAUGCUUGCACGAGAACAGAGCACAAAUUAAGCAGAGAUUCUCCAAGUAAUAAAUUACUUUACGCGAAAGAAAUCUCUAACUAUAAGAAAAUGGUGGAAGAUUACUACAAAGGCAUUCGUCAGAUGGUGCCAGUUAGUGACCAAGAUAUGAAUACCCAUUUAGCAGAGAUUUCUAGGGCACAUACCGAUUCCUUAAACACACUCGUGGCUCUACACCAACUCUACCAGUACACUAACAAAUACUAUGAUGAGAUUAUAAAUGCACUUGAAGAGGAUCCAGCUGCACAAAAAAUGCAGCUUGCCUUCCGUUUACAGCAAAUAGCAGCUGCAUUAGAGAAUAAAGUGACUGACCUUUGACUCAAAAGCCGCAAUAAAGAAAUCUGAUCUAAAGAUGUUCAAAUUCAUUGUUCCUAUUAAGGAAAUAGUGUUCUAUUUUUUAAUGUAUAAUUACAACUUUAAAUGAAAAAGUUCAUGUUUUUUUGAUAGCAGAGGUGUAAUGUAAAAAUUUUUAAUGUAAAUUAUGCUUCUAAUUAAAAUCUGUGUUGUGUGUAAAUGAAUCUUCUGUGGGAAAGAAAAUCCUUUGGCUGGGGGCAGGGUGGGGGGUGGAAGAAAGCAAGUCUGUAGUUCGUUUAAUUUCGUAGGAUCCGAGACAUCAGCAUUUACAUUAUGCAAGUAAAUUCAAUACUAUAGCAUCCUCUAUAUUUUAAGCAAUAUUUGUACUAGGAAAAUAAUGGCAUAUUCAGAGAACCAUGCAAUAUCCCCUUUGUUUCGAUAACUGGAAAUUGAUGUCCACAUAGUUCCAAAACUUCAUCUGUGCUCAUCAUGAACGUAGUAAACGAUGCGUCUCAUUUCUCCGCGAGGUCCGCAAAUGGGAUUUGCUACCACACAUGGUUCUUAGGUUAAUUAUUUAUGUCCAUGGUAAUGCACAGAAUUGCACCCACCACAGCUGGCAGAAACAAAAGCAAUGUCAUGCCUGUAAGGAGGGUUCUACUGAUGAAGUCUCAUUUGGUUCAGAAACCACUGUAAUGGAGAAUUAGUCCUUAAAUCUUUACAACUCUUUGUUAUUAUUGUGAGUUUUAUGAUAUAUGCUAAUGUGCCUUACUUGUACUAAUUCUGUGAAUCUGAUGAAUGGUUUUGUAAAAAGAAGCAGAUCGGAAAAAGAAAUAUUUAUGUGCUAUUGAAUGACUUUUGUGUGAAAAACAUGACCAGCAGAAUGCUUGUAAUUAGCUGCUUGCCGAGAGUGUGCUGUUUAACAUGAUUUGAUUCUGUAUAAUAUCUUAUUUUAGAAUGGUUCUGAUGAUUUUUUUUUUGAAUCUUGGAACUGUCCUAGAAAUACCAUCACUUGUUUCUAUUGUAUUUGUGAUGUAAAAUACUAGUAUGAUAUUGGAAAAAAUCAUAUACCCAUGUAAUGAAAACCACUCAGUCAAUUUUGAGCCUUGGAAUGCUGCAUUUGAUCAAACACAAACCAUAACCCAUAGCAAAGAAAAUUUAAAUAUCUUGUCUGAAAGAGUGCGUUUACAAUAUAGGUAAGCUACAUACAAAUCAGAAAGUUAGGUACGUCUUCUUCAAUUGCUGUAUUGCACAUCAGAGGACUUUAUUCCUUUUUGUCUCACGACUUUUGGCAGUAACGUAGCAUUUUAACGAAGCGCUGCCAUCUGUACAAGUUCAUUCCUUGUUCCGCUGAGCGCCUGGCCACUGCUUAUCCUCAGCAAGCUAACACAGCUCCUGCCGCCCGCUGCCGUGCCCAGCAGGUUGCCAUACAAUCGGCUUCGCCAUUGUUGAUUUUUUUAUUUUUAGUACUUUUUGGAAAGUUCCUGAUGUUUGUGAGCGGACCUUUCCUUCAGUUUCCAAAAAUCGAAAGCCUCACCAGAACUAGUACAAGGCUGGGAGGGUUUUUCGGUUUGUUGGUUUAUGGUUGUUUUGUUUUGUUUCAUUUUGUUUUGAAUUUCUUGUAUUUGUGUAUAAUCAUUCCUGAACCUGCCUGGGCCAUAAGUUAUUUUACACUGUUUAGGACGGAGGUACAUUACUGCUGCAUAAAGGUGCUUUGCCAGCUAUUCCUUCAUCAACAAAGGCAUCCUAAUUUCAUGGCUAAUCUGUUUCUUUGUCUUUAUUUGUAAAUCCUGUUAAUUGUAAAUCAAAUACAACAUUGUUUUUUUUUCCA